AAAAUGGGGAGAUGGCACGGGAGGGGGGGAGGCUUUAACCGAGCAGAUCCAACUUCCAGCCCCUUCCCUGAAGGACACGGCGGCCCCGGCGAGGGGAGAAGAGGGGGCAGAGCUGACAAGUGGCGGUGUUUUGUGUGGAUCUCCUUUGGCAGGUCUCCUUUUAAGAAGAUCCCUGUGGUGGGUGGGAAGGAGCUGGAUCUUCACGCUCUCUACACCAGAGUCACCACUUUAGGCGGAUUUGGGAAGGUCUCCGAGAAGAACCAGUGGGGAGAGAUCGUGGAGGAGUUCAACUUUCCCAGAAGUUGUUCUAAUGCUGCCUUCGCUUUAAAACAGUAUUACUUGCGUUAUCUAGAAAAGUAUGAAAAAGUCCAUCAUUUUGGGGAGGAGGAUGAGGAGGUACAACCAGGCAAUCCAAAGCCACAGCUUCCCAUUGGUGCAAUCCCAACUUCCUACAACUACCAGCAACACAGUGUGUCAGAUUACCUUCGUCAAAGCUACGGGCUCUCUAUGGACUUUAACUCACCAAAUGAUUAUAACAAAUUGGUGCUUUCACUGUUAUCUGGACUCCCAAAUGAAGUGGAUUUUGCAAUUAAUGUAUGUACUCUUCUUUCAAAUGAAAGCAAGCAUGUCAUGCAGCUCGAAAAGGACCCUAAAAUCAUCACUUUACUGCUUGCAAAUGCUGGAGUGUUUGAUGACACUUUAGGAUCAUUUUCUGCUGUAUUUGGAGAAGAAUGGAAGGAGAAAACGGAUAGAGAUUUUGUUAAGGGAUCUUUCCUGCUUAGGCAGGAAACAAAUGUUGAAUGGACUGAGAGCAAUCAAGCCAGUCUCCUUAAACCCAAAAAAGGUGAUUUAGGACCCUCUUCCCGUGUAAAGAGGAAGAAUAGAGGCCGCAAUCUAAGAUGUCUCAACACCUUUACUCAGUUUUGGAGAGAUAUCGUUGAGGAUAUUGAAGUACGUGACCUUAUUUCUGACAGAAGCAAAUCUCAAGAUAUUCCAUCAGACGAUUGGAUUUGGGAAUCCUUAUUUCAUCCACCUCGCAAACUGGGCAUUAAUGAUAUUGAAGGGCAGCGGGUACUGCAGAUUGCAGUGAUUUUACGUAAUCUUUCUUUUGAAGAGGGAAAUGUUAAACUUCUGGCAGCUAAUCGUACUUGUCUUCGGUUCCUGCUACUCUCUGCUCAUAGUCAUUUUAUUUCUCUACGGCAGUUGGGGCUUGACACGCUGGGAAAUAUUGCAGCAGAGCUUCUGUUGGAUCCUGUUGAUUUCAAAACUACUCAUCUAAUGUUUCACACUGUUACAAAAUGCCUCAUGUCAAGGGAUAGAUUUUUGAAAAUGAGAGGCAUGGAAAUCUUGGCAAAUCUUUGUAAGGCUGAAGAUAAUGGUGUCUUAAUCUGUGAAUAUGUGGAUCAAGAGUCCUACAAGGAGAUCAUAUGUCAUCUCACACUACCAGAUGUGCUGCUUGUAAUCUCAGCACUUGAGGUGCUAUACAUGCUCACAGAAAUGGGAGAAGUAGCCUGCACAAAGAUUUCUAAAGUAGAGAAGAGCAUAGAUACGUUAGUGUGUCUGGUUUCUAUGGACAUCCAAAUGUUUGGGCCUGAUGCACUUACUGCUGUUAAACUCAUUGAACAUCAGUGUGUUAGCCAGCAAGGAGUACCUGAUGUCAGACCACCCAUGAUGGACCAUGGUUCUUCACAGGCACACGCAACAGGUAUCGCAGCCUCUAGAGCAGCACCACAUGUUGCUCCACCACCAGGAAUAGUAGAAAUAGACAGUGAGAAAUUUGCAUGUCAGUGGUUGAAUGCCCAUUUUGAGGUGAAUCUUGAUUGCUCAAUCUCUCGAGCGGAAAUGUACUCUGAAUACCUCUCUACCUGUAGUAAAUUAGCUCGAGGUGGAAUCCUAACAUCUACUGGAUUUUACAAAUGCCUGCGAACUGUCUUUCCAAAUCAUACAGUGAAGAGAGUGGAAGAUCCAAUUAACAAUGGUCAAGCACAUAUACAUGUGGUAGGAGUGAAGAGGAGAGCUAUACCACUUCCCAUUCAGAUGUACUAUCAGCAGCAACCAGCUUCGUCUACCCCAAUUGUUCGGGUUGAUUCAAUUCCUGACAUGUCUUCGUCUCCUUCGCCAGCAGGACUCCCACAUGGGCCACAAAGCGUAGGAAAUCAUUAUCAAAGGACCCCGAUUAACCAGUCUUCAACUUUGACAGCAACACAGAUGUCUUUUCCAAUUCAAGGUGUUCACACUGUGGCACAGACUGUUUCUAGAAUUCCACAAAAUACUGUUCAUGCACAGCAGCAAAAUGCUCCAAUGACUGUUAUACAGAAUAAAGGUCCAAUACCUGGUGAAGUUAUGAAGGCCACAGUAAUACAGAGCUCUGUUCCCCAGUCUGGAGUUCCCGUUACUAUUGCUGUAGGAGGAGCACCACAAGCUUCAAAUCAAAAUCACAGCAGUACAGGACCACAGCCGUCCGUUACUGUUGUUGGUUCUCAAACGUUGCUUCACCACCAACCGGUAAUUCAGCAGCAUGCGGUGGUACCAGGACAGAUACCUACAGGCACUCCUGUUACAGUAAUUCAACAAGCUGUACCUCAGGGUCAUAUAUUUGGCAGAGUACAAAACAUACCAGCAUGCAGUUCAGCAGUUUCACAGGGUCAACAGCUGAUCAGCACAUCGUCACAACCUGGGCAGUCGUCAUCUCAGCAGUCCUCUACUGGUAACCAGCAACAAGAUACAGUCAUCAUAGCGCCGCAGCAGUAUGUCACAACCUCUGCAUCUAACAUUGUAUCUGCCACCACUGUUCAGAAUUUCCAAGUAGCACCUGGGCAGGUGGUUGCAAUUGCAGGUGUCCAAAACCCACCAACUUCUAGGGUAGGCUUUCAGAACAUUGCACCAAAGCCUCUGCCGUCUCAGCAAGUUCCACCUAAUGUACAGCAGCCGAUGCAGUCGCAGCAGCAACCACCACAACCACCAUCCCAGCAAAGCGUAGUGAUUGUCAGCCAGCCAGCUCAGCAAGGUCAAACAUAUGCACCAGCCAUUCACCAAAUAGUGCUUGCUAAUCCAGCUUCUAUUCCUCCUGGUCAGACUGUUCAGUUGGCUGGACAGCCAAGCAUUACUCCAUCUUCUUCACCAUCUCCAGGUCCGGUUACAAAUAAUCAAGUCCCUACAGUUAUGUCACCUUCACCUACCCCUUCUCAGUCACAAGGACCCCCUCCUACUGUCAGCCAGAUGCUUUCUGUAAAGAGACAGCAGCAGCAGCAGCAACAUUCACCAGCAUCUUCACAGCAACAGGUACAACCACCGAUGCAAAUGCAAGUUCAGUCCCAGCAAGGUAAUACAGGAGUUGGCCAGCCUAACUCUGGUGAAUCUAGUCUGAUAAAACAACUACUUCUUCCAAAAAGAGGCCCCUCAACUCCAGGGGGGAAGCUUAUACUCCCAGCUCCGCAGAUUCCUCCACCUAACAAUGCAAGAGCUCCUAGCCCUCAGGUGGUUUAUCAGAUGGCCAAUAACCAAACACCAGGUUUUGGAGUACAAGGGCAGUCUUCAGCUCAGCAGCUGCUAGUUGGACAACAGCUGGUCCAGGGUGCAGUCCAGCCCCAAGGGGCAGUACAGACAGUACCCAUUUCUAACUUGCAGAUAUUACCAGGUCAGUUGAUCUCAAACAGCCCAGCAACUAUUUUCCAAGGGACUACUGGCAACCAGGUUACGAUAACAGUUGUGCCAAAUACGAGUUUUGCUACUGCAACUGUGAGUCAGGGAAAUGCAACUCAAAUCAUUGCUCCAGCUGGAAUUGCAGUGAGCGGGGCUCAGACAGGAGUUGGGCUACAGAUGCAAACACUUCCAGCUACUCAAGCACCUUCAGCUGGACAAUCACCGUGUACUGCUGCUCCCCCAUUCAAAGGUGAUAAAAUAAUUUGCCAAAAGGAGGAAGAAGCAAAGGAAGCAACAGGUUUACACAUUCAUGAACGUAAGAUUGAAGUUAUGGAGAAUCCUUCCUGCCGAAGAGGAGCUGCAAACACCAGCAAUGGGGAUGCAAAAGAAAAUGAAAUGCAGGUGGGAAGUCUUUUAAAUGGGAGAAAGUAUAGUGACUCCAGUCUACCUCCUUCUAACUCAGGGAAAACUCAGAAUGAGGCCAAUCAGUGCUCACAAGUCAGUAAUGGGCCGUCAUUAGAAAUGGGUGAGAACGGAGCUCCUGGAAAGCAGAACUUUGAACAAAUGGACACACAGGAAAUUAAAAGUGAUUUGAAGAAGCCCCUAGUUAAUGGAAUCUGUGAUUUUGAUAAAGGAGAUGAUCAUUUGAGCAAAAACAUUCCAAAUCACAAAACUUCCAAUCAUGUAGGAAAUGGUGAGAUAUCUUCAGUGGAACAACAAGGGAAUUUGGAUGCCACGCAGCAAGAUACUGCCAAAGGUGAUCAAGGGGAGAGAAUUUCUAAUGGGCCUGUAUUAACUUUGAGUAGUUCACCUGUUGUAAGCGGUACACAAGAGGCUGCGAAACUGUUAACCCAGCAACUUAGUGGUACCAACACUGAUUUACCUAAUGGACCUCUAGCUUCAAGUUUGAAUUCAGAUGUGCCUCAGCAACGCCCAAGUGUAGUUGUCUCACCACAAUCUACAGCCUCUGUUAUACAGGGGCAUCAAAUCAUAGCAGUUCCACACUCAGGACCUAGAGUGUCCCAGUCUACCCUGUCAUCCGAAGUUCGGUCUACUAAUGGCACAGCAGAAUGCAAAAUUGCAAAGAGGCCAGCAGAGGAUAAUGACAGGGAAACUGUUCCAGGAAUUCCAAAUAAAGUAGGAGUUAGAAUUGUUACAAUCAGUGACCCCAACAAUGCUGGUUGCAGUGCAACUAUGGUUGCUGUGCCAGCUGGAGCGGAUCCAAGCACUGUAGCGAAAGUAGCAAUAGAAAGUGCUGUUCAACAAAAGCAGCAGCAACCAACCACGUAUAUACAAAGCAUGGUCACACAGAGCACACCUGCAACGUCGAUACCAACAGUGCAAGUACAGGGCCAGCAGCUCAAUUUGCAGCCACCUUCAUACACUGCAGCAAGUCAGCAUGCAGAGCAAAUGAAGAAACCUGGACAGAACUUCAUGUGUCUAUGGCAAUCUUGUAAAAAGUGGUUUCAAACACCGUCACAGGUUUUCUAUCAUGCAGCAACUGAACAUGGAGGAAAAGAUGUCUACCCAGGGCAGUGCUUAUGGGAGGGAUGUGAACCUUUCCAGCGGCAGAGGUUUUCCUUCAUUACCCAUUUACAGGAUAAACAUUGUUCCAGAGAUGCUUUGCUUGCAGGAUUAAAGCAAGAUGAACCAGGGCAGGGCGGAAUUCAGAAGCCUUCCAAUAAGCCGCCAGUUGUAGGGAGUACAGCUGCUACUCCCAGAGCGCAGAAGGCCAUUGUGAAUCAUCCAAGUGCUGCCCUAAUGGCAUUAAGGAGGGGAUCAAGAAACCUUGUCUUCAGAGAUUUUACAGAUGAGAAAGAGGGACCAAUAACUAAACACAUCCGAUUAACAGCUGCCUUAAUAUUAAAAAAUAUUGGUAAAUAUUCAGAAUGUGGUCGCAGAUUGCUAAAAAGACAUGAAAAUCAUCUAUCAGUGCUAGCCAUUAGUAAUAUGGAAGCUUCCUCCACACUUGCCAAAUGCCUUUAUGAACUUAAUUUUACUGUCCAGAGUAAAGAACAUGAAAAAGACUCAGAGAUGCUGCAGUGAGAAAAGGUCCCCGUUGUACAUCGGGACAGAGGUAGUCAAACACAUUUCAAAUACUGUUACUGAAGAAAGCACCAAGUCUUAAUGGAACAGAGACCAUAGAUUGAAUUAUUUUAUCUCCUCCCAUGAUGCUGAGAGGAAGCUUUGUAUUCUGAUCACUCAACGAAUCCCUUUGUUCUGUUUAGAAAAAGGAGGGAAAAAAAACUGCCAUGGGAUUUCCAACCAGCUGUCUGCAGGAUGUCUCUCAGAUCUGAUAGAUCCUGAAGGAAACUGGUGUGAUCAGAAUUCAGUACCAUCCACAUUGGAAUAAACAUGGAAUAUUGUAAAACCUACAUGAGCAGAUGAAAUAGAAGCAUUAAAUAUUUUUAUCUAUA
Molecule: messenger RNA, 6059 nt
Organism: Coturnix japonica (Japanese quail)
Lineage: Eukaryota; Metazoa; Chordata; Aves; Galliformes; Phasianidae
Source: RefSeq, a predicted model, not a curated record